AAAUUGCUCAACGAUAAGUUCACAUAAUUCAUUAAAGGCCUUAGAACAACGGAAGCAGUACUAUGACGCAAGGGACACUUUACACGUCGGCCGCCGUUUGCCUUUUGUGUUUGGGGGCCGUGAGCGCUCAAGUGUUCGGACCAGGUUCCUGUCCCAACGUAAAUGCGCAGAGUACGUUCAAUCUAACGAGGUACCUGGGUGACUGGUUCGAGCAGUACAGAUUUUACGCUGCGUUCGAGAGCGGCCAGGAUUGCGCCAAGGCAAAUUACCAACUCAAACCUGACGGUCACAUCCGCAUUUUCAACAGUGGAUUCAAGAACGGGAAUCCCGUCAACGCCACAGGUGACGCCUACGUAGCAGAUCCUGUGAAUGCCCCCGCAAAGUUGAAACUGAGGUUUUCAUCUCUGGCCCCCUACGGCGACUAUUGGGUGAUAGAUACGGACUAUGACCACUAUACCUUCAUAUACACGUGCAGCAACGUGCUAGGCCUGACGCACUACGAGUUCGCGUGGAUACUCACGAGAUCGCCCGUGAUUUCGGAGGACGUCAAGACGAAACUAUUCAACGAGGCUAAGGCUUUAAAGAUCGAUACGACCCAUUUUGCAACCCAGAACAGAACAAACUGCCCAGAUGGCAUUGCGCUAUAAUCGCUUUUCUUGUUUAAGUUGUUUUUCAAAUGAUAUUACUUUUUUACUUUUUGUAAAUACAAUAAAAUUGUUAAUAAUUAA
Molecule: messenger RNA, 728 nt
Organism: Dreissena polymorpha
Lineage: Eukaryota; Metazoa; Mollusca; Bivalvia; Myida; Dreissenidae
Product: apolipoprotein D-like
Exons: 4
Coding region: 63-647 (194 amino acids)
Biological process (GO): lipid transport; tissue regeneration; brain development
Molecular function (GO): lipid binding
Source: RefSeq, a predicted model, not a curated record